AUGGCAGCCCUGGAAGAGCCCGACCAGCGGAUCAUCGAGCGGAUCUUCGAGCGGAUCUCCUGCUACCGCAACGACAACCGCGACAAGGAGGAAGUGCUCAGCAUCAUCACGAAAUAUGGCUGGGCGAUCCGCUAUGCACCUCCGCUCUUCAGAAACUCUGAGGAAGUUUGUGUCGCGGCCAUGAAAACUUAUGGUCUGGGUCUUGAGUUCCUGUCACCAGCCAUGCGUGACAAUGAGAAGGCGAGAGGGUUGUGCUGGUGA
Messenger RNA from Cladocopium goreaui, 261 nucleotides. NCBI's taxonomy places the organism in Eukaryota, Dinophyceae, Suessiales, Symbiodiniaceae. The record is from the annotation of a GenBank genome assembly.